CAUCAAUUCUCGCGAGAUUUAUCGGCAGCCAUCUUCUUGGGGGUGCUGGGAGCCGGGAAGACCCCCUGAAUCGUUCCCAUUGAGCUGCCCUUCUUCUUCGCUUUCUUUACUUUUGCGUCUUCUGCGUUGCCAACAAGCACCUAGUUCCGAGGCGGAGGGAAGGCCUGGGUCUGAGCGCGUGUCGCGCUUCCGGUCCGGGUAGAUUUGCCGGGGAAGAGAAAAGGGGGAGGGCACGGGCAGACCGUUGCUGCCGUAGCCCGGGCCGGGGGCCAGGGAGGGGGAGCUCCUGGCGCCCCGUGGACUCGCGGCCUGCGGCGGUCCCGGCCGAGCUGGUCGCCGACCCAGGCUCGCGGGAACCUGCCACCGGCGCCUCCCACCGCGGCCCACGCGGGCGGCGCGCGGAGGAGGGGGCGGGAGCAGCGGCGGCUGUAGCGGCCACGACCUGGGCGGGCGGAGUGUGACGGGCCUCGGGGCCGCCGUGGAUGGUUUCUAAAAUGAUCAUUGAAAACUUCGAGGCACUCAAGUCCUGGCUCAGCAAGACUCUCGAGCCCAUCUGUGAUGCAGAUCCAUCAGCCCUAGCAAAAUAUGUUCUGGCUUUAGUAAAGAAAGACAAAAGUGAAAAAGAGUUAAAGGCAUUAUGUAUUGAUCAGCUGGAUGUAUUUCUUCAGAAAGAGACUCAGAUAUUUGUGGAAAAACUUUUUGAUGCUGUGAACACGAAGAGUUAUCUACCUCCUCCAGAGCAGCCAUCAUCAGGAAGCCUGAAGGUAGAAUUUUUUCAGCACCAAGAAAAAGAUAUAAAGAAAGAAGAGAUCAUUAAAGAAGAAGAGCGUGAGAAGAAGUUUUCUAGAAGGCUAAAUCAUAGUCCUUCCCAGUCAAGCUCCCGAUACAGAGAAAAUAGAAGUCGUGAUGAGAGGAAAAAAGACGAUCGUUCUCGCAAAAGAGAUUAUGAUCGAAACCCUCCUCGAAGAGACUCCUAUAGAGACCGAUACAAUAGAAGACGAGGGCGGAGUCGCAGUUACAGCAGGAGUCGAAGUCGAAGUUGGAGUAAAGAGAGGGUUCGUGACAGGGAUAGAGAUAGAAGCAGGACUAGAAGCAGAAGCAGAACACGAAGCAGGGAAAGGGAUCUGGUAAAACCUAAAUAUGACCUGGAUAGAACAGAUCCAUUAGAAAAUAAUUAUACUCCAGUCUCUUCGGUACCUAGUAUUUCAUCUGGCCACUAUCCUGUACCUACUUUGAGCAGCACUAUUACAGUAAUUGCUCCUACUCAUCAUGGUAAUAACACUACUGAAAGUUGGUCUGAAUUUCAUGAAGACCAGGUGGACCAUAACUCUUAUGUCAGACCACCAAUGCCAAAGAAACGGUGUAGAGACUAUGAUGAAAAGGGUUUUUGUAUGAGAGGAGACAUGUGUCCCUUUGAUCAUGGAAGUGACCCAGUAGUUGUGGAAGAUGUGAAUCUUCCUGGUAUGCUGCCUUUCCCAGCACAGCCUCCUGUUGUUGAAGGACCACCACCUCCUGGACUUCCUCCACCUCCACCAAUUCUUACACCCCCACCUGUAAAUCUUAGACCCCCAGUGCCACCUCCAGGUCCAUUGCCACCCAGUCUCCCACCUGUAACAGAUGAUAUUUCUUAUUCUUUGGUUUUGACAGGACCACCACCUCCACUUCCUCCUUUGCAGCCAUCUGGCAUGGAUGCUCCUCCAAACUCUGCGACCAGUUCUGUUCCUACUGUAGUAACAACUGGCAUUCAUCACCAGCCUCCUCCUGCUCCACCCUCUCUUUUUACUGCAGUUUUUGUAUUACCAGAUACAUAUGACACAGAUGGCUACAAUCCUGAAGCCCCAAGCAUAACAAACACUUCCAGACCUAUGUAUAGACACAGAGUGCAUGCACAAAGGCCUAACUUGAUAGGACUAACAUCAGGGGAUAUGGAUUUACCACCCAGAGAAAAGCCUCCUAAUAAAAGCAGUAUGAGAAUAGUAGUGGAUUCAGAAUCAAGGAAGAGAACCAUUGGUUCAGGGGAGCCUGGAGUUCCUGCAAAGAAGACUUGGUUUGAUAAACCAAAUUUUAAUAGAACCAACAGCCCAGGCUUCCAGAAAAAGGUUCAGUUUGGAAAUGAAAAUACCAAACUUGAACUUAGAAAAGUUCCUCCAGAAUUAAAUAAUAUCAGCAAACUUAAUGAACAUUUUAGUCGAUUUGGAACCUUGGUUAACUUACAGGUUGCCUAUAAUGGUGAUCCUGAAGGUGCCCUUAUCCAAUUUGCAACAUAUGAAGAAGCAAAGAAAGCAAUAUCAAGUACAGAAGCAGUGUUAAACAAUCGCUUUAUUAAGGUUUAUUGGCACAGAGAAGGAAACACCCAACAGUUACAAACUACUUCCCCAAAGGUAAUGCAGCCUUUAGUCCAGCAACCCAUUUUGCCUGUUGUGAAGCAAUCGGUCAAAGAGCGUUUGGGUCCAGUACCAUCAAGUACUGUUGAACCUGCAGAAGCCCAGAGUGCCACUUCAGAUCUUCCUCAGAAUGUAACUAAGUUAUCUGUGAAGGACAGGUUGGGUUUUGUAUCAAAGCCAUCUGUUUCAGCAACUGAAAAGGUGUUGUCUACAUCCACUGGCCUAACAAAAACAGUGUAUAAUCCUGCUGCUUUGAAGGCUGCACAAAAAUCCUUACUUGUUUCCACUUCUGCAGUUGAUAAUAAUGAAGCACAGAAAAAAAAGCAGGAGGCACUGAAACUUCAGCAGGAUGUAAGGAAAAGGAAACAAGAAAUUUUAGAAAAGCACAUUGAAACACAGAAGAUGUUAAUUUCAAAACUGGAGAAAAACAAAACAAUGAAGUCUGAAGAUAAAGCAGAAAUAAUGAAAACUUUAGAGAUUUUGACCAAAAAUAUCACCAAGUUGAAAGAUGAGGUCAAAGCUGCUUCUCCUGGACGCUGUCUUCCAAAAAGUAUAAAAACCAAGACUCAGAUGCAGAAAGAAUUGCUUGACACAGAACUGGAUUUAUAUAAGAAGAUGCAGGCUGGGGAAGAAGUCACUGAACUUAGGAGAAAGUAUACAGAAUUACAGCUGGAAGCUGCCAAACGAGGAAUUCUUUCUUCUGGUCGGGGCAGAGGAAUUCAUUCAAGAGGUCGAGGUGCAGCUCACGGCCGAGGCAGGGGUCGAGGUCGAGGGCGAGGUGUGCCUGGUCAUGCUGUGGUGGAUCACCGUCCCAGGGCAUUGGAGAUUUCUGCAUUUACAGAGAGUGAUAGAGAAGAUCUUCUUCCACAUUUUGCGCAAUAUGGUGAAAUAGAAGAUUAUCAGAUUGAUGACUCUUCACUUCAUGCAGUAAUUACAUUCAAGACAAGAACAGAAGCUGAAGUAGCUGCAGUUCAUGGAGCUCGCUUCAAAGGGCAGGAUCUAAAACUGGCAUGGAAUAAACCAGUAACUAAUAUUUCAGCUGUUGAAACAGAAGAAGUUGAACCUGAUGAAGAGGAAGUAUGUUUUUUUUCCCAUUUGUUUUUGCCCUUAAUUGUUCAUAGUUUUUAUAUAAAGUGUUAUUUUUAUGGCUGUGACUUUAACAUAAAACUUUUAUUCCUGAGCUAUAUUCCAGGCAGGGGAUAUCAGAUAAAUGCAAACAACUUUAAAUUUUCUGGAUUAACGAGAACUGUGGAUUGCUAAUCCAAAGAGAAUAUAUGAAAAUCAUAUAUAUAUAAUCAAUUUUCAUUUACUCUUAGAAGAUAAUAAUUAUUCAUUAGAUUUUUAUCCACAGGAAACCUUGUAAUAUUUUAAGUUUUAGGGUAUCCUACUCAAUUGCUUUAUUAACAUUUCAACUUUCCUGUAUUUUAAUUCAUAUCAUUUUAGUUCAUUAGAAUGAAUGCCUGCUAUGUGAUAGAUAUCGUGAUAGAUGCAAAAAUGAAUAAGACACGGUCCCUAUCAUCAAGGAGCUUAUAAUCUGGAAAGGAGGGUGGUGGCAGACACAUAAGAAACUAAUUAUAAUAAAAGGCAGACUGAUAAUGCUGAAUAAAGAUUUGAACAACAUGCUGUGGGAACCCAGAGGAAGAAGUGAUUGUUUCUGUUCAGAAGAAUCAUAAAGGAGGUAUUGACAGUGGAGCUGGGACCUAAAUGAAAAAUAGCUUUCCAAAACGAAGAGCUGAGGUUGGAGAUAUAGUUGAGAGAGAGAUUUUAGUUAGAGUGAUAAGCUUCAGAAUAGGUGUGGAAGAGUGCAUUUUUUUUGGAUAACAGUAAGUUAGUCUGACGACUGAGAGGUAUGAGCAUAUAGAACAGUGAAGUGGGAGAGCCCUUUGAAAUCAAAAACUUGAAAGUAAACAACUCUGUUUUGUGUACAAAAAAGUUGAAGGAAGUUAAGAAAUAAAGGUAAGGUGGAGAAACUAAAUGAUUCUAUGUGUUGCCCUUGUUUGAUCUUCAUAACGGCACUUCAUUUUCUUUGAAGAACAUUUCAGGGCUGGUAUACAUAUCCAUAGUCAAAUGCAAGAAUAAAAUGUAUAUUUUGAAACUCAUAUACAUGAUUUGUCAUUUUAUAUUUUAGAUUAUACCUUUGUCCUUCCAUGAGUUUGAAUUGAAUGGGGAGAAAAGCAGGAGAGCUCCUGGUAUUAGGUAUUUUGAAAAGUUUGAAAUAGCAGUCUGAGAAGCUUUUAUGAAGGGAGUGGGGAAAAGAAAGGAAUGCUAUAAAAGGAAAUGUUUAUUAUACACAGCAGAAAAGAAAUACAAAUCUUGGUACAAUUUCAUAUAUGUUAUUGGUUAAUUUAGUAUUCAGGGUUAGAUAGGGUAAAUCAGAAAACUAAGUGAUGUUUUCUGUUUUAAAAACAUAUUGAGCAAUAUUUUGAAGGCAUAGGUAUCUUCUAAGAUGGCAUAAUUUGGUAAAGAGGCAGGAGAAAUGGCAUGCACAAAGACUUAAUUUGUUAUUUCUUUAGUGCCUGUUUCAUGCAAGCAAUAGAAUAGAUACUAUAGAGAAACCACUGAAUGGAUAAAGGUUACCUUUCUUUGUUUCUUGAGUGUUCUAGCUAUAGAAAUACCUUUUGUAUUCGACUCUGUUGAGAGAGAGAUCAGUAUUUAAAAGUGUCACCUUUUUUUCUUUUCUUUUUUUUUGGGUAAAUUCCUAAAUACAUUUUA
Messenger RNA from Lemur catta (Ring-tailed lemur), 5096 nucleotides. RefSeq names its product RNA binding motif protein 26 (gene RBM26). The coding region runs from base 483 to 3644 and encodes 1053 amino acids. NCBI's taxonomy places the organism in Eukaryota, Metazoa, Chordata, Mammalia, Primates, Lemuridae. The transcript has 21 exons. Gene Ontology annotation, biological process: mRNA processing. The record is from RefSeq and is a predicted model, not a curated record. Gene Ontology annotation, molecular function: RNA binding; metal ion binding. Gene Ontology annotation, cellular component: nucleus.